Geodia barretti is the source of this 759-nucleotide messenger RNA. The record is from the annotation of a GenBank genome assembly. NCBI's taxonomy places the organism in Eukaryota, Metazoa, Porifera, Demospongiae, Tetractinellida, Geodiidae.
AUGACACCUGUUGAAAGAAAUUUUGAUGAGAUCAAUGAGCAGCUUCGGGUUCCUGAGAACAAUGCUGGUUACCUAGUUGAGGAACUAAAAAAUGAUUCGACUCACACUACGUUGAACCGUGUGGAGGAGCCGUUUAUCAAUGGCAGCAAUGUAGUGGAUCGUGAGGGCAACGAUAGCCACAGAGAAAAGCUCCUGUCAGUUACUGAGAAGGACGCCGACCUUGAUGAUGUGCUGAAGGUGUUGCAUGCCCUGCAAGUUACCUGCCAGAGUCGCCCUCUCGUUGAGACAGAGGAACUAGGAAAGACAUUUGCCAAGUUCCUGAUAGCCCUAAAGAACUAUACAGUGUUUCAUGCACUUGAAAGGAAGAAACCUUCAGCAAAGCGACUAUUGUGGGUGUGCGAAAAUGAAUGCGGAGGAAUCGCUGACAGGAUAAAGGGCAUUGCUUAUGCUCUCAUGCUAGCCAUGUUUUCGCGAAGAGUUUUGCAUCUGGAUUGGGGCACCCAGCAAGGACUUAGUGAGCUGGCAUUCCUGGAGCCGAAUGCCAUUGACUGGCAUCUCAUGCAAGAAGAAAGAGAGAAAGCAUACUUACAAGACAAUCACCAUUUUUACAUAAAAUGUGCAGCCAGAAAUGGAGUUGCUAAAAACUUGCGCAAAUUGCUGGAAGCUACGAAGAAGGAAAGUGUACAAUGGGUUGCUGUGACUACUAACACUACCCCCUGGUACCCUUGCAAAGACAGUAGGAUACAAAUGGAUCAAUAA